Messenger RNA from Rasamsonia emersonii CBS 393.64, 327 nucleotides. RefSeq lists its product as uncharacterized. The record is from RefSeq and is a predicted model, not a curated record. Lineage: Eukaryota; Fungi; Ascomycota; Eurotiomycetes; Eurotiales; Trichocomaceae. Bases 1 to 327 code for a protein of 108 amino acids. The transcript is spliced from 2 exons.
AUGUUCUCCAAAACGUUCCUGAUCGCAGCCACUGCCACCCUCCUUCUCCCCGCCACCCUCGCAUUGCCGCCGCAGCAGCCGCCUUCCACAAACCUGUCUACCCACCAGACGUCUCCUAUACGCGGCUCGAUAUCGAUUUCUCUCUCGCAACGAGACACCUGCGGGUCGUGCCACACCUGCGGCAAUGGGCAGAAGAUCUGCGGGCUCUGCAAUUCCGGCGCCUGCUCCGUCUGCCUGGAUGGGAAGGAUUGUGUCACUCAUGAAUCGCUUGACGGGGUGAGCAGGUGUUGUCCUGAUGAUAGUGGGUGUGCGACGGGCAUUCGCUGA